AUGGCAGAACCUAUAUCCUUGGCCGCUAGUGUCUUGUCCCUCAUUCAUCUCGGCUCGAAGGUUUACAAGCUUUGCGAUGAUUACUGCGAGGUAGUCAAGGAGAGCGAGCAAGAUUUCAAGAAACUGGGGGAUGAGAUUAGGGGUAUCGACCAACAGCUGAAGGAAAUCGGGAGCCUUGCGGAACAAGGCGAUGAGAACAAUCCGCGAUACCCGGAGCUACUUGAAUGGACGAGAGGCAAAAAUUUGAAAGAUUAUAGGGCAGCCCUCGAAGAGCUUGAAGCCAAAUUAAAUGUUCCGGGAUGGAGGAAAUCAUCACGGAAGCUAUUUUGGCCUUUUCGCAAACCGAAAAUGGAACACUACCUAGGCUUGGUUCAAGAGGAGAGAACAGAACUGCAGCUAUUGCUAACCACCGCCACAAC
Molecule: messenger RNA, 419 nt
Organism: Tuber aestivum (summer truffle)
Lineage: Eukaryota; Fungi; Ascomycota; Pezizomycetes; Pezizales; Tuberaceae
Source: the annotation of a GenBank genome assembly